Molecule: messenger RNA, 4536 nt
Organism: Myxocyprinus asiaticus (Chinese sucker)
Lineage: Eukaryota; Metazoa; Chordata; Actinopteri; Cypriniformes; Catostomidae
Product: lysine-specific demethylase 4A-like
Exons: 22
Coding region: 178-3333 (1051 amino acids)
Biological process (GO): chromatin remodeling
Cellular component (GO): nucleus
Molecular function (GO): histone H3K36 demethylase activity; histone H3K9 demethylase activity
Source: RefSeq, a predicted model, not a curated record
GCGUGGGUGGACCAAUAAUAGUAAACAAUUCCCGUGCGCGCAUGCGCACUGCGCGCGAUGUAAUGGAGGUUUGUCAAGGGAAGCAUCUGCUUUUAGCUGAACAUCUCUACGAAGGUUGAGGGCAGCUAUUAGGGUUUUAUUCGAUAAAGUCGGUAAUAGGGACUCGGGUCAGUCAAUAUGGCCUCUGACACGCUGGCCUCUAGGGGUAUUAUGACAUUUUACCCCACUGUUGAGGAAUUCAUGAACUUCAACCUUUACAUUGCGUACAUGGAGUCAAAAGGUGCACAUAAGGCAGGCCUGGCUAAGAUCAUCCCCCCCAAAAACUGGAAACCCAGACGUUCAUACGAUGACAUUGAUGACCUGAUAAUACCUGCGCCGAUUCAGCAGGUUGUGACUGGACAGUCAGGGCUGUUCACGCAGUACAACAUCCAAAAGAAGGCAAUGACUGUGAAAGAGUUUCGCAAAACGGCCAACAGUGACAAGUUUUGCAGCCCUCGAUAUGAUGAUUUUGAAGAGCUUGAAAGAAAGUACUGGAAAAAUGUAACUUUUAACCCCCCCAUUUAUGGAGCCGAUGUAAAUGGUACCCUUUAUGACCCAGAUAUCAAAGAAUGGAAUGUGGGGCACUUGAAUACCAUACUCGACACUGUAGAGCAUGAAAGUGCUAUCACUAUAGAGGGAGUGAACACACCCUACCUCUACUUUGGCAUGUGGAAAACCACUUUCGCUUGGCAUACUGAGGACAUGGAUCUCUACAGCAUUAAUUACUUGCAUUUUGGUGAACCAAAGUCCUGGUACUGCGUGCCUCCGGAGCAUGGGAAAAGACUAGAGCGGUUAGCAAAAGGAUUUUUCCCUGGAAGUGCACAAAACUGUGAAGCAUUUCUCAGACACAAGAUGACUCUUAUUUCUCCUUCAAUUCUGAAGAAGUAUGGGAUUCCGUUUGAAAAGAUCACUCAGGAGGCUGGGGAGUUUAUGGUGACUUUCCCAUAUGGCUAUCAUGCGGGCUUCAACCAUGGUUUCAACUGUGCUGAAUCAACCAACUUUGCCACAAGACGAUGGAUUGACUACGGAAAGCAAGCCAUUCUGUGUUCUUGUAGGAAAGACAUGGUGAAGAUCUCCAUGGAUGUAUUUGUAAAGAAAUUUCAGCCUGAACGUUACGAGCUGUGGUUGCUGGGGAAGGACAAUGCACCCAUUGACCAUUCCAAGCCCACGCCCGAGGCAGCUGAGUUUCUAGGUGGAGAGGCUGGAAAAAUUGUCAGUCAGGAAAUCUGCAUUGACAACCAAAGUAGUGAGGGGCAGAAGAAGAGCCUGGCCAAACAAAGAAUAGGAACAAAAAGACACAGAGUGUGUCUGGAUUUACCUGAUGAAGUUCUUCCAAAGAGUGAAACGAAUGAUGAGGAGGCUGAAUAUGGAAAGAAAGGAAGAUUGUCUCCAUUUACAGAACAAAGCAGACAGUAUGGAGAAUUGAAAAACGAAGAGAACCUGCUGUCCCUGAAGGGUUUGACUAAUAUAAAGAUGCUUCCAGUUUCCAAAAGCACUUCAUCUAGGGAGUAUGUAAAGGACACAAGUUGCGGUGCUGCAAACUCUAUUGCUAAACCAAGUCCACCAUCCCCAGUCUGUCCACAGCCAUUCCCAAAGCAUCAUCUCUCUAUAGCAUCUGUCCCUACUGCCCCUCACUGCCUGUCGGCUGUGCCACAGAUUUCCUCCAAACCAGGAGUGGCAAGCCUUCUCUUUCAUCGAACUUUGAGUCCUUCAGAUGCUCUGCAGGUUCACAGCUAUGCAGCCAGAUCAACACUCUUUAAACCUCAACAUCUCAGCACAGAGAAAUCCACAGGAGAUCUCAAAGAGCCAGACACCAAACCAGAUGUGAGGCCAAAUUUGCACGUGCCAGAAGCAAACACAGUCAAGCAUGAAAUUGAGGGUGAGAAAGAGAACAAGAGCAUGAAGAGAAAACUGCAGCCGCUGAGUGAGCUGCCCCGCUUUCAUCCCCUGCUCAGAGAGAGCUCCGUUAACGAGGAGAUUCAGGAACAGGUAGCUGAGCAAGAGGAAACCGAUCCCUGGGCCAGACUCCUCGCUCCCAUGUGGCAAAGCAAGCCACGCAACUUCAGGGCUGAGAAGGAUUUCAAUUUGCGCAUGGGCCAGCAGCCUCCAUACUGUGCAAUCUGUAGUAUCUUUCACACAUACGAACAGAGUGAUGUUAUCAGCCUGAGUCAGAGCAGUUCUGCAGCUGAAGGAGAAGACCAGCAGAGGAGCAAACCACUGAUUCCAGAGAUGUGCUUCACUGGCAGCUCUGAGGGACACCUGUCCACCCCUCAUCUGGAGGAAGACUGCACAAGCAGACUCGUCAGCUGCUCUGUGUGCAGUGUGCGCGUACAUUUCAGUUGUUACGGAGUGUCUCGUGACACAAAGCUGGACGGGUGGAGGUGUUCCCGCUGUGAAGCUAACGCCAUUGCUCAGGACUGCUGUUUAUGCUCUCUCCGAGGAGGAGCUCUGCAGAAGGCCAACAAUGACAAGUGGGUUCAUGUAUUGUGUGCUGUAGCAGUGCAGGAGGCUCGCUUUGUGAACAUUGCAGACCGUAGUCCUGUUGAUCUCAGUAGAAUCCCAAUUCAGAGGUUCAAGCUGAAAUGCCAGUACUGUCGUAAGUGGGUGAAGAUGAGUGCAGGUGGCUGCGUGCAGUGCUCUCAUGGCCGCUGCUCCACUUCCUUUCACCCCACCUGUGCGCAGGCAGCUGGAGUUCAAAUGCACCCAGAUGACUGGCCGUUCGUUGUCUACUUCACCUGCUGGAGACACAAGGGUGGCACACACAUGGAGCGCAACAAGGCAUCUAUGCGGGAGCUGGAGAAUGGACAAAAAGUCAUCUGCAAGCACAAAAACGGCCGAUACUACCAUUGUGAGGUGGUUGAGCUGACCAAAGCCACCUUCUAUGAGGUCAUUUUUGAUGAUGGCUCAUUCAGUGACAACCUGUUCCCUGAAGACAUAGUGAAUAGGGACUGUCAGCAGCUCGGUCCACCACCAGAGGGCGACGUAGUUCAAGUGCGCUGGACAGAUGGUCUGAUUUAUGGAGCCAAAUUUGUGGCCGCUCAUUUUAUCCCAAUGUACCAGGUGGAAUUUGAGGACGACUCCCAGCGUACUGUUAAGAGGGAAGACGUGUACAGUUUGGAUGAGGAGCUGCCUAAACGUGUUAAGGCACGCCUGUCUGUGGCAUCGGACAUGCGCUUCAAAGGAGUGUUUGUGGAGAAGGAGGUAAAGCAGGACUCGAAAAGACAGCGGGUGAUCAACUCUCGCUACAGGGAGGACUACAUUGAACCAUUCGUCUACAGAGCCAUCAUGGAGUAAAUUAUUCCUAAUCACCAAGUCCCCACAAACUACAUGGGUCAACAAACAUAUCAAUACACCAGCUUCAUUAAAAAUAUAACAUACAGACAAACAGGCUGGACCAGAUGCUUUGAUGUUUUAAGAGGACAAACAGGAAAUCAUACAAUGGAACAAAUGCAAAUACAUUUCCACCACAGAGCCUUUUGUUUUAUAAAACAUCAAGAUAAAAUUUUAGACCUUCACGCUGAGUACGAAUUAUUGCAGAAGUGUUCUUACUGUGAACAAUAAUAUCUGCAGUCGGCUAAGGCUCCAAUGAGAUUCCCAACAAUGGAAUAUUAACUCAAUCCAAUAGAACAGGCAUGUCUUGUGUAAGGGCGUUUGUUUGUUCAGACAGCACACAAAUGGCUCAGGCUCGGUAGGAGUGUUGAACGGCUCUCCAACUCCCACUAUCAUCAAUCAGAUGGUAGUAAUGUUUCAACUGUGUUUUUUAAUCCCAUCCCUGCAGACCCACUGGUUGACUGCACAUGAACAGACCUUUAGACCAUCAGACUGCUUUUUUAAGUUUUUAAAUGCUUUUGCAAUAUCUGAAUCUCAUGGAUGAAUCUAGUCUUUAUUAGUAUGAGCAGCUCUUUUGUGUGAUCUACUGUAAAGAUGGAACAUUCUAGAAAAAUGUAGCUUCAUACUCACAUUUACCUAUGCUUUGGUUUGGUUCGGGUUUAUUUAAUUUAUAUUUCUGAAGUGCAAGGAAUGCAAAUUUCCUGAUUUCAUAUUAGUUCUGGAGUUACUUUGUAAAAAUAAAUGUAUGUGUUAGAGAAAGAUUUUCUAUACUUUUUCUAAUCUUAGUUGCAUUUCUAUGCCAACACAGAAUAAUUUGUGGCCAGGCAUGGUCAAAAUGGUGCACUCAUCGACAUGUUUAUAUUUCUUCAGUUCAAUAAUACUUAAGGCAGGGAAGGUAACCUCUCAAAGUGCUCCAUUUGGAGAGUGCCAAGACUGGUGCCUGGUUUCGAUUACCUACAUUAUUUUAAAAAUGCAUUUUGUGGAGAUUCCUUUAGCUGUAUAGCAUUAUCAUUCCCAGAUCCUUGUCUUUAGUUGUUUUGUGCAGUUACUUGGCAUUACACGCCUUUCUCUUUUACUCUAGAUCCACAUUGUUAAUUUAAGGCUAAAAACUUUAUUUUUAAAUAAAAAAAUGCCUCCCAUCCCCAUGAGCAUCUUUGUUAUUUGUCU